AUGGCACAAUAUUUUCCAGAGGAAAUCAUUCGCGAAAUUCUCUUGAAACUACCCGUGAAAUCCCUCUCGAGAUUCAACUGCGUCAACAAAGAAUGGUGCUCCAUCAUCGAAAACCCUACCUUUGCUUCCGAUCACCUCGCCCACAUAAACCGUUCCGAUAACAACAGCACCGGCCGUCUUCUCGCUUUAAAGGUUUCCGACGAGACUUAUUGCCCUUCCAAAAACACCACAACCAUCAUCACUGCCUGCCUUGCCAAACAAGAAACAGAACAAGCAUGCCAGUAUAACGUCAAAUCAUUCGAUGAAUACACCUACUUGAGUUUCUCACACAAAAGCUCGAUUUCUUUUUCUUUUGAGGUUGUCGGUUCCUGCAAUGGGUUGGUUUUGUUAAGGUGUUUGUCCGACACCCUUAUUCUGUGGAACCCAUUGCUUGAAAAAUCUGUGACCCUUCCUCAACCCUGCGCCUACGAGACAGGUUACGUCGAUGUUCACCCGCAUUCUACUUCCUGGGGAUUUGGGUUUGAUUCAUGGACAAACGACUGCAAAGUAGUAAAAAUUGAUUCUCAGGUUCAGAUUUUCUCACUCGCUACGGGCUCUUGGAAAAGCAGUAGAGUCGGCGCUCCUCCUGCGUGUAGUUUAAGUAACCGUGGUCCGCAACCUUUUAUCAAUGGGGCUAUUCAUUGGCUUGCUUCAAUCAGGAUUGGCAAUGAUGCUAAUCAAAUGAUCAAGUAUCAACGACUUUCGAUCUUGUCGUUUGAUGUAAGUAAUGAGAUAUUUCGUGAGAUAAUGCUACCGAAAACGCUGUCUAUUCAUAGCCCACAAUUCUGUUCUAUCACAGAAUACGGAAAAUCACUUGCGUUGUGUGUUGGAGAAAUUUGGUUUAAUUCUUUGUGGGUGAUGAAAGAAUAUCGUGCAGCAGAGUCAUGGACCCAAGUUUUAAAUCAUAACACACUAGUAGGCUUACCAAAACCAUUGGGUUUUAGUUCGAGCGGCGCGGCACUGUUGAAAACUUCAUAUGAUCCUAAGUGCACAAAAAUUAAAACAGAGAAUGCACGUAAGGGAGCCUAUUGCUUUGCUGGUUCUUAUGUGGAGAGCCUCGUUUUGCUCAACCAACCAAAGUUUUCAAGAAAACGACCAAGAAGAGGAGAAUAG
This is a messenger RNA of Corylus avellana, 1152 nucleotides long. RefSeq names its product F-box/kelch-repeat protein At3g06240-like. The record is from RefSeq and is a predicted model, not a curated record. NCBI's taxonomy places the organism in Eukaryota, Viridiplantae, Streptophyta, Magnoliopsida, Fagales, Betulaceae. Gene Ontology annotation, molecular function: protein binding.